UCUGCCAGUCACGGACGUGUCGAGGCGUGGCGGCGAACCCUCCCAAGCUGAAUUGCUCCACUUCAAAUCGUCUAGUCUGAGACUACAACCCUUCCGUUCUCUCUGCUCCGGAUUUCAUCAACGCAUCCUCUGAGUUCUGGGCUGCAGUCAAUAUGGCAAGCCACAUCAAACAGAUAGCAGUCACUCCCACGCUGCAACAGGCCCAAACGGAUGCCUUGCUUUCUCUACUCAAUUUGAAUUCCGCCGACAAUACAGGUGACCAGCACCACAAAGCCACCACCGGACAGAAAGUCCCACAACCUGCCGGGAAACUCGUCUGGAAGAUACUCGUACUGGAUCAGCAAACGAAGGACGUGCUCGCGACCGUGCUACGUGUGCAAGACUUGCGAGAUGUUGGAGUAACAUUACAUGUACAAUUGAACUCGAACCGCCCUCCAUUGAGAGACGUCCCUGCUGUCUAUCUUGUCUCUCCGACACUGGCCAAUAUCAGGAGGAUAGCAGAGGACCUCGAGAAAGGUCUAUACGAAUCAUUUCAUCUCAACUUUGUCGAGCCGCUACCACGUGCGCUUUUGGAAGAGCUGGCGGCGUCUGUAGCGAGGGAUGGUACGGGGGAUAUGGUCCUGGACCAAUAUCUCUCAUUCAUCUCCCCUUCGCCGUCCCUCUUCUCGCUUCUGCCCCCACCGACCCCGCCGGCAAAUGCUGGACAGGUCGCCCCGUCGAAUCCGGUCACAUCGUAUACCAUUCUGAACUCGCCAGCUUCGACCGAGCAACAGAUUGAAGCCGAGAUCGAGCGGAUUGCAAGUGGAUUAUUCGGUGCUGUUGUCACCAUGGGGCAUGUGCCAUACAUCCGGUGUCCCAGGGGCAAUGCAGCAGAGAUGAUCGCAAAGAAAUUGGAGACGAAGAUCAGAGAUGCCUUACUGACUGCCUCAAGAGCGCCCUCCCAUUCUUCCUCUUCCAACUCUUUGUUUUCCCAAGACACUUCAGGGCUGAGCGGUCUUCAGCGUCCCUUGCUGCUGAUUUUGGACCGUAACAUCGAUUUGGCUUCGCCUAUUCUUCAUGGCUGGACGUAUCAAGCCCUGAUCUCGGACUGUUUCGAGAUGAACCUGAAUCGCGUCGUUGUUCCAGCUACAACAACUCAACCACCGCAGCCAAAGCGAUCUUAUGAUCUCGACUCGAAAGACUUUUUCUGGGAACGCAACGCUGCAAAUCCGUUCCCGCAAGUUGCAGAGGACAUCGACACAGAGCUGAACAAAUAUAAAUCUGACGCAGCCGAGAUCACCAGAAACACUGGGGUCAGCGACGUGAACGAUAUUGCUCAGUUGGAUCUGUCGGCCAACGCAGCCCACCUCAAGACAGCGAUUACUCAGCUACCUGAAUUGACGGCUCGCAAAGCCACUCUGGACACGCAUAUGAACAUUGCGACCACUCUUCUGGAGCACAUCAAACAGCGAGGCCUAGACGAGCUGUUCAGCAUUGAGGAGGCCAUCAACAAACAGUCCAUGCAAACCAUCAUGAGCACUCUGCGUGGAGAUUCUCCUGCGUUGUCUGCCGAGGACAAGCUGCGCUUAGUGGUCACAUUUUAUCUUUCUCGAGGGUCAGACAACAUGUUGUCGAAGGAUGAUGUGAGCGAACUGGAAAAAGAGCUGAAGAGCUCUGGUGCCAACAUUGGCGCUUUUGAAUAUGUGCGCAAGUUGCGUGAGGUGGAACGGAUGAGCAUGGGAACGUUCUCUGUCGCCACCGGAGCAGGCACUCCGGCCAAUGAAUCGGCGGGCGGCGAGCUCUUCAAAGGCUUCAGUGCGCUUGGAAACAAGUUAACGGACCGAUUCGCGACCACAGGCUUUGAGGGGCUGAUCUCAGGGGUCAAGAACUUCUUGCCCACGAACAAGCUGCUGCCCGUUACCCGUGUGACCGAGGCUCUCAUGGACUCUGCCAGUGCAUCAAAUUCUUCCUUGCAAGAAACCGACGACUUUCUGUUCUUGGAUCCUCGUGCGCCACGGACUUCGGCAAUCGGCCCUGGUGGAAUUGGGGGCAGCGGGGCUGGAACCGGACGAAGCCGGCGGAUGGCGUUUGCUGAGAGUGUGGUUUUCGUUGUUGGCGGCGCUGGCUACGUCGAGUACGGAAAUCUUGAAGAAUGGGCAGCAAAGACGGGGAAGCGGGUCACUUAUGGAGGCACAGAUAUUGUGGACCCUAGCGCUUUCAUUCGCAUUCUCGAGGGAUUAGCCACGGGGACGUAG
Messenger RNA from Mycena citricolor, 2234 nucleotides. The record is from the annotation of a GenBank genome assembly. Lineage: Eukaryota; Fungi; Basidiomycota; Agaricomycetes; Agaricales; Mycenaceae.